AUGAACAAUAAACUAAUCUUGACAUUUCCUACUUUCUAUUUGACAAAUAAGUUUACAAGAGUAAUUUUUAAUGAGCAAAAGUUUUUUAUACCUAGUUGUUGUUUUAUUAUGAAUGACGAAAUGAAGAAUAAUGUUAAAGAAACAAGAGAAUUAUAUUCCAUGAUACAUCAAGAAUAUGUAAUUAUGGCAGAAUAUCGUAUGUUGCAAACGGAGAAUCUACAAGGAAUAUAUGUAAUUCCUUCUUAUGAAAAUUCAUUUGUGUGGUUUGGAGUUAUUUUUGUAAGAGCGGGAUUUUACGAAGGGGGUGUUUUUAGAUUCACAUUAACAUUACCAGAAAAGUUUCCAGAUGAGGAAGUUCCUAUUUUGACAUUUACUUCAAGCUUAUAUCACCCAGCAGUUGAUGCUCAUACGGGUGUUCUGAAUUUGAAUGAAGUUUUUCCACAAUGGGACAGAAAACAGAAUCACUUAUGGCAAAUUCUUAAAUAUGUGUAUUCAAUAUUUCAUAACUUAAAUGUUAAAGCACCUGCAAAUGUUGAAGCCUCAGUUGCUUACAAAAGUAAUAAGAAAAUGUUUUUGGAAAAAGUAAGAGAAUGUGUUGUUUUAAGUAUAGACCAUGUUUAUGAUGAUCCUCCUACAGAAGAUAAGCAUUACAUAACAUUUAAGCCAUAUGACCCAGAUGUUCAUGAUACAGUCAAAAACGUAAUGUUGAAAACUCCUGUAUCAAAUGAUGCUAUAAACCAAGGAAUUUCGUGGGUACAACCAGGGUCAUUUCAAGCCUUUUCUAAAGAAGAAACAACAUAGCUAACAAAAUAUAUUUAUUCAUAUCAUUAUAUAUUUACAAAAAUGUUUACCUAUUAGGCUUGCAACAAAUAUUUGGUUACUAUUCGGAAAAUUCUGCUACUUUUACUGUAUCUGGAAUUAUUGUAAGUAUUAUUGGGCUGAUCACCAAAUACUUCAGUUAUGUUUCGUAAUAGUGAGAUAAUGGGUAAAAUAAAAAAUUCUUAAACUAAAUCUAAAAAUUACUGUAUUUUUACAAAGUAGAAAUGCACAGUAAACAAUCAUUAGACAAAAGUAUUCAACCUGGUUUAUACACUAAAACUUGUGUAAAUGGGACUGUUUCCUGCUUGGUUACAGCGAGUGUGGAUUGUAAAUUAAAAGAAACAGGAACAAAACAACUACAUUUGUACAAGUUUGAGCAAAUCAAAUCCAACCAAAUAUUUUAGCAUAAUAUUAUUAUAAGCCUAUUCAGUUAUGGGGCACGCCGAAUAUUCGGUAUUAGGCAUAUACUACUGGAUAUGGGUGCUAUUUGUUGCAAGCCUUGUUUAUAUACAAACAAAUGUUAAUUCAAAUAAGCCAUUAUUGACAUCCUGUGAUAAUAUCUGUAUUGUUCAAUUAAUUUAACCACCUAAUAAAUUAUUAUGUUGAGUGAUUUUUGUGUUUACUUCCACAAAAAGACAAUAAACCUUUUUGGAAUUAUAUAACUAAAAUUAACAACAAC
Spodoptera exigua (beet armyworm) is the source of this 1498-nucleotide messenger RNA. Lineage: Eukaryota; Metazoa; Arthropoda; Insecta; Lepidoptera; Noctuidae. The record is from the annotation of a GenBank genome assembly.